Molecule: messenger RNA, 2063 nt
Organism: Coregonus sp. 'balchen'
Lineage: Eukaryota; Metazoa; Chordata; Actinopteri; Salmoniformes; Salmonidae
Source: the annotation of a GenBank genome assembly
AUGCACACUCCCGUGCAUGAGCUCCUCUUUAACGGAGUCAACCAGUCUCUGGUUUUCAGACCUACGAAUUAUCCGAUGAUGGGGAUCCUUGGCAAUGGCACCAUCCACCCGAACGGGAGCGAUCCUUUUGGAAGAAACGAAGAGGUCGCCAAAAUAGAGAUAACGGUCCUGAGCAUCACCUUUGUGGUGGCGGUGAUUGGGAACGUCAGUGUCUUGCUGGCCAUGUACAACACCAAGAAAAAGACGUCGAGAAUGCACCUCUUCAUCCGGCACCUUAGUAUCGCUGACCUAGUGGUCGCCUUCUUUCAGGUCCUGCCGCAGCUAUGCUGGGAGAUCACCUUUCGCUUCUACGGGCCAGAUUUCCUGUGCAGGAUAGUGAAGCACCUCCAGGUGAUGGGCAUGUUCGCCUCCACCUACAUGAUGGUGAUGAUGACCCUGGACCGUUACAUCGCCAUCUGCCACCCUCUGAAGACCCUCCAGCAGCCCACCCAGCGGUCUUACAUCAUGAUCAUUAGCACCUGGAUGUGUAGUCUGGUCCUCAGCAUGCCGCAGUACUUUAUCUUCUCCCUGAGUGAGAUCAAGAACGGCUCGGAGGUCUACGACUGCUGGGGCCACUUCAUAGAACCUUGGGGCGUAAAGGCAUACAUUACUUGGAUAACGGUUGGCAUCUUCCUCAUCCCCGUGUUCAUUCUGAUGAUAUUCUACGGGUUCAUCUGCCACAGCAUUUGGAAAAAUAUCAAAUAUAAGACCAGGAAUACACCCGCGGGAGGUGCGUCUAAAAACGGUCUCAUGGGCAAGAACUCCGUUAGCAGCGUUACCACUAUAUCCAGAGCGAAGUUGAGAACGGUCAAAAUGACUUUUGUGAUUGUCCUGGCAUACAUUAUUUGCUGGUCACCUUUCUUCAUCGUACAGAUGUGGUCGGUGUGGGAUGAGAACUUCGCAUGGGAUGGUAAGUGACUUCACUGUAUUGGAAAAAAUAUUGGAUCGCGCACACAAAAUCAACAGGUAAACCUUGAUAUAGAAUAAAUAACAUGACCCACUGGGCACACACUGGUUGAAUCAACGUUGUUUCCAGGUCAUGGCAAUGAAAUUACGUUGAACCAACGUUUCCGCACGUUCAAUUGACGUAUGUGCCAAGUGGGGAGAUAUCUUCACUCAAUUAUCUCUCUCCCUCUACAAAUAACUAAUGUGGAAGCCAUAGUCUUUAUAGGGGGUUGCGCAAAACAUUUGGUGAUGUAUCUAUUCUGUGCCAAAAUGUUAGCCUUAUUGCUUUUAGCAUUAACUUUUUUUAUUUUUAUGAAUGUCAAUGAGAAUUGAGGAGGAGUAGCCUACGUAUACAAUUGAAUCAGUAUAGAAAUGAAUCCAUAUGUGUCAUGGAAAGAAAAUGUAAUUGUGCAUAAACCUUUAUUGAGCACUGAGCGCCCUGCUUAAUUCCGUUACAACAUUCAAAUCCAGACUGUAUAGAAUCAAAAUAUGAAGUUUAAAAUCGAAUUAAAUGUAGCAAAUUAAACAUAACAUAUACGGUGUGCUGACAUAAUAGACAAAGUCAUGUUAAUCCUGUACCAUAACGGUUUUUUAUUUUUUAUCGCACUUGAGAUAUCAGGUGUUUAAAUAGGCCUAUAGAUAUGAGUGUCAUUGUUUGUGCCAUUUAAUGAUAUGAUAACUACCCGCAAAUGUUUUAUGAAUUUCACUGCACCGUUGAUUUAUACCCCAGCUAUUGGACUAAUUCUCUUUUGGUCAUUUGUUUUUCCCCUUUCCUUCCAGAUUCUGAGAACACUGCUGUCACACUGUCCGCGCUCCUCGCGAGUCUAAACAGCUGCUGUAACCCGUGGAUAUACAUGAUCUUCAGUGGGCAUCUCCUACACGAUUUUACUCACUGUUUCCCGUGCUGUAAUAAUUUACGCCAUAAGUUCAAGAAAGAGGACAGUGACAGCAGUCUCCGGAGAAAUACGCUAUUGACUAAAAUGACCAACCGGAGCCCAACAUGCAGUUCGGGACUUGGAAAGACCCUGACAACUCCCCCAAGUCCUCCAUUCUAUCUAUCCAAGCAGAGACCUAACACA